Stylonychia lemnae is the source of this 1791-nucleotide messenger RNA. The record is from the annotation of a GenBank genome assembly. NCBI's taxonomy places the organism in Eukaryota, Ciliophora, Spirotrichea, Sporadotrichida, Oxytrichidae.
AUGAACCUAAAUCUAUUGAUUCCACCAACAGCCUCUCCUAGACCUUAAUCUAGAGGCGGUCCAUCUAGAGGUUUCCCUGGAUAAGGAGGUGGUGUUCCAAUGUCUCGUGCUUCUAAUGACCCUAACCAAAUAUUCAAAGAGAGAUUCAGUAGCAUCAAUACAGCCAAGGCAUAGAUUGAAAAGCAAAGAGAAUUUGAUGCUGUGAAGGACAGACUAUAGAAAGAGUUCGAUGUUUUAGAUAUCAAUAGAGAUGGUCUAGUCACACUCGACGAGCUCCAGACCUUCCUAGACAAUAAGACCAAGGGAGGAAGAUUUGAUCCCUAGAUAACAGAAGAAAUAUAUGGCAUGAUCGAUUUAAAUAAUGAUGGCAGAGUCACUCUAGAAGAGUUUGUCUCGAAAUAUCUAGAGACUAGAACUAGACUUAAUGACAGAAUAAAUGAAGUCUAUAAGAAAAUUGCAGAUCACAAGAGAUAAAGAGAUGACAUGGCUUAAAAACUUAAGCAAGUCCAGGGCUCAGAGCAAUUGAAUGAAAAUGGUAUCAUGCAUGGAAGCAUUCUGACCGUGCACGUAGUUGAGGCUAGAGAUCUCAAGCCAAUGGACAUGGACGACACUUCUGAUCCUUAUGUGAUCCUUGAGAUUGAAAAUCAAAGAAUAGAAACCAACUAUAAAAAGCAGACAGUUGCACCAGUUUGGAAUGAGUCCUUCACUUUCGAUAUUGUCAACGGCAGGGAAGCCUUGAAAGUAACUGUUAUGAAUAAAGGUACAUUAUACGAAGGAGAGUUUGAGGGUCAGUGCUAUGUCAGUCUCAAUGCUCUAAGAGAUUAAAUGAAGCACGACUUCUGGUUCGAUCUCACAGAUGAAAACGGUAUUCAAUCCUAGGGAAGAAUUCGUUUAAUGCUUCACUGGGUCUACUCCAGAGUCCAAUACUUCUCUGAAUAUUUAAUGAAGUGGGAUGAAACUCUCGACAAAGACAUCUAAGAAAAAGACCAAAUAGAGCAAUUCCUUAAACAACUUGAAAACCCAUUCGGUUUCCUCGACACAAUGAGGGAGGAGGCUUAGGAGACAGACGAUGAUGAGGAGGAUGCUAGAAAUGAAGGUACUGGUUAGAAUGGAGCCCCAGGGGGUUCAGUGUUUUAAAACAUGGUCAAGGAACAAGAUAAAAAGAUUAAGCAGCACGAGGAAAAGAUCAUUCAAAGCAUUGAUAACAUUUCAGCUAAUAUCGCCUACAAACUUGGCUUUAAUCACGUACCCUGGUUCACUCUCACCAAGAUCGUGCUUGGAAUUUACACAGUGCUUACAUGCUUUGUGCUUUUCUUCAGAACUGACUUCAUUAACUUAACAGUCUGCACCGCUGCCGCUUACAUGAUCUUAAAUACUGAUAAAAUCAAGAAGUGGACAUUCAGAACUCUGGUCUACGGAAUUUUCCUGAGCUUGGCAUAUGACCUUACUUGGUUCCUAUUCAUUCAAGAUUUCAGCGCUGACUAGUCGGACGAGUAAUAUUCUAAUAGACUAAAUCUAUUUUAGAUUAUUGUAGCUAUGGUCUUCUGGAAAGAUUCAGUAGAUUUCAACAGAAUUAUAGUCUAGCAAAGAGACUUUGUUGAGCCAAAGAAUGGAGGGCAACUGUCAGCUUCCCCAGAUAGAAAGAGAAGCGCUUCCAAGAAGGCAGCUGAUGAUGCAAUAAAUCAGUAUAAGAACUAGAAGCAAGCACCACCCAAUAAUGGGGGAAAUCAAAGAGGCCCUAUUGGUCCUAAUAGGGGUGGAGGCAAUGGCUUUGAUAUGGGAAGAAGAUGA